Messenger RNA from Paramuricea clavata, 15240 nucleotides. The record is from the annotation of a GenBank genome assembly. Lineage: Eukaryota; Metazoa; Cnidaria; Anthozoa; Malacalcyonacea; Plexauridae.
GGAAUCGAAAUAAAGUAUAUUACAGGAGAUAUUCAGUUGUUUUAAUCAUAAAAUGGAUUUCUAUUUGACAACUAGUGCCAGUACUUUUCCGCGUAUCAAGAUCAUCUGGCCUAUGCACGAGGUUAAUAGACCGUGAGUUAACUUAAAUUUUAACUACGCAAAAAUGGCGGUCAACAUUAUGAAGAAUCAUUUUACAACAUGGCCUGUUUCCGCCAAGGUCGUGGCUACAACAUUCGAUUUGUCUAUCCAUUGGAUGCUAGAUUGAGAUGUCCGAUUGGUAUUCAUCUGUUGCGAAGAUCCUUUCAGACUGACUGUGGCCAUCGUUAUUGCGAAGAUUGUAUUAAACAACUCAAAAUGUAAGUGAGGAUUUUACAAUAUAGUGUCAGGGUCAUGCAUUGCGGGCUUUUGUUAUUGUUUUCAUUUUACUGAAAUACAACAAAUAGCGAUAAAAAUCCUUGUUUGGCACAUUUCUGAUACAAAUCAGACAAAAAGAGCAAGGAUUAUGAAAGGAUGGUUUAAAUAUAUGACGGAUUGUAAAAACUUUCCAGAUCAUAAAACUUUCCACAUUCUAUCAUUCAAUAGGCAGAACUCAGUGUUUGCAAAAAUAGAAUGAAAUUUGUGAAAGUUACACUGCAUUUUUAAUAUAGUUCUAUUAAAACCAUAACAAAGUUUGACAAUAAUUUUGAAAGACGAAGGGUAUAUCGUAUAUGAUCGUAUUAAAACCAAUCCGAAUAUAAAAUUGAUUCCGUAAGCGUUUUUGUGGCUAGCCCUUCGCGGGCUAGCCACUAUGAUACGGGAUGAGCGGUGGUGGUCGGUCAACGAUGUCUGUCCGGAUUGUCGUGAAAUUAUCGUGAGCGGAAGUGAGGCCGACAGUAUGGCGAUCGUUUGUUUCGUGGUUUCGGUUAUCAUCGGAAAUUUGGCGGAAGUGAUGAGGCCCGACAGUUUGACGAUCGGUUAUUUCGGUUUUCAUCGGAAAUUUUUGAACUUCAUGCCUGAUAAACAUUUCAUCUCUGUGAUUUCAUGCAAACAAAUAUUUUCGUUUUGAGGUCUUUUCGACAGCUGCUGUUUAAAAAAAUAUGAAAAUUUUGCGAACGAUAAGAGAAGUUCUACAAAAGGUAAGUUAGGAGAAAUCAAGGAGAUUUUGAUCACGCUUGAUAUAAAGCUUUAUAUAGUGAGUUUAUAAUCCUGUUUAUAAUCAAACGUUCUUGCACAGAUCUUGAAUUUUUAUCCAUUAUGUGGGUAAAUUUAUAAGAAGCAAGCCCAUUGUUUACAUAUUUUACAACGAUACUAAAACCGCCCUAUCCACUUGCAGGUAUAAAACUACAAUUAACACAGAAAACAGGCGGGACUAUUUUAUGAGUUUAUGCUAAUAUAGUCUAUUGUAGUCACUAGCCUGGAAGCUCAGUCUGUUUACAUACAGUUGAAGGAUCUUCUAGAUGGAAGUAAUUGAGUGAAAAUGUAUUAUUUUACAUUCAUUAGACCUAUUAAACCAGGAAAUGCAACUGUAGGUGCAGUUUAUUUUUGGAUAUCUAGUCCAGAUGUAAAUAACAUAUAUCUGAUCUAGGAUCAGCAGGGACGUAGAGACACGGGCGUGUGUGUGUGUGUGUGUGUGUGUGUGUGUGGGGGGGGGGUUGUAAACCCCACAACUGUGAAACUCAGGUAAAACUCAUGUACAUUGUAAAUUUUGACAUUUUCAGGUAAACUUUGUGUAACAAAGUCGUUAUUUUUGUAAAAUGAUGACCAUUUGACAUCCGGCACCCCACCCCCCACUCCAAACUUCAGAUGCUUUGCUACAUCUCUGAACAUUAGUGCAAUCACCAUACAACACUGACCCUUGCAGUUACAAGGGUAUAUAUGAAGAAGAAAACCCACAGCCAUGUGAUGAGGUCAUAUCGACACGUUUCAACAUUUCUUUUCAGCACUUAAUAACAGCAGUGUCAAUUGAGUAGCAUGUUCAUACUCUUAUUCCCACAGUUAAAUGUUGUUUAACCCAAUGAGCUGCAAUGUGCCCCAGUGCACCCUACUUAUUUCUUUUACUUGUCUAACGCCAGACGAUUUUACCCAUCAAUGGGGAAGCUCUGCUGCUUAAUGGGUUAAAUUUAUACCUGCAUCAUUUACAAUGUGUCAGUCUUGUGAGCUGCCAGUAAAUAUUUGGUUCUUAAUUUUAAACAAUUUGCAGAUGAAAGCACAAUUCAAAAUCAUAGUGAUGCAUGGCAUCUACAGUACUUCAAACAACUAAGUGAACACAUAUUCUGAUCAAUUUGCUGAUAAUAUGGUGACUGGUGAUAAUAUUGGAUAAUAUAGGAAGAUCAGGAUAUUUGCACAAGUGUCAGGGCAAUACAAGUUAGUGGUGUCGGUGAUGACAUAAUUGAUUUGAUGAGUUCAUUAUAAAUUCCGAUGCUGUUAGAUCUUACAAUAAAUAAAAAUGUUUAAAAAUAUAAUAUAAUAUAUUAUUAAAUACAUUAUGUUAAAUGAAGAACUUUGAAUUUAAAGGUUUUAUGAAAUCUGCAAUGCCAGCAAUUCAAGAAAAGCUAAUAACUUGUAAACCAGACAACAGAAUAUAUCUGUAACAAGAAACCGGUGUAAUGAAAUCUUAGUGAAUUACAUAUUAGUGCAAUUUUGAAAAACAAAAUAAAAUUGACAUUAUUAGUUGCUGUAUGUAUUAUAUCAUUAUUAAAGCAAAACCAUGUUGCUUUUAAAUCAAGUGAUUCUAACCAUUUGUUGGCAUUGUAAGAAAGAUACUGCAUCUGUUUUAUUUUGACCAUUGUUCUAUUGUAAUGAUUAAUUUUGUAUCAAAAUGAAUGUUUGUGAUGAAUGUUCAUGACAAUGUGAAGUCCGGCUGUAUUCGACCAGGCUGAGUAGGCUAGCCACAUGUACGCAGUGCGUACCUAUUUUUUUGAUGGUUAUACAUAUUCAGAUAUUGGGGAGGGGCUUGGGGGCUUAUCUACAGAUGAGAUGACAUUUGAUGUUUUAGCAAUACUGUAGCAUGUAUUGUACCUGUAAUUGCUGUAAACUAUACCGUGAACAGAAAGAAAUAUAAACAUACAGUAUAUAACUUAUAUUGUUAUAUAGUUAGUGUCAAAGUUCAAUUUUUCUGUUUGCCGAUUGGUCAAAACCGUGUCACGUGCCGGUCCACAAAAUGUCAUGUUCGGCAAUCGGUCCACAAUGAAACAUUUAUUGACCGGUCAAUAAUAAAAUGGGUGCAAUAUGCAUGCGUGUCACACAACCAGGGUCUUAGCCAGAGGGCCGUGUUGGCCAUGUUAUCGCGGCCAAUAAGGGAAAAACACGGCUAGAUAAAAUGAAUGCGGUUUCAUUAUUUAUAUAAGGCUGUGUAGGUUCAUAAAAUAACAGACAGAAUUUCUUCCUAUUCACUGUACGUUGUAAGAAAGUUUGUAAAAUCUACGGUUAUUGUUGAAAUUGGCGAAAGUGAUCUGCAUGUGAUGUUUUAAUGUUUUGGUGGAUAAUGGGAACUGUAUGGUGUUACAAUGGUUUUAAAUACCCCCCAAGAGUUGCUGAAAAAACUUAAUAUUUUAAUGUCAGUGCGUAAUAUGAGCGUAUGCUCUCCUUGUAUUUGGUUGCAAAGCAUAGAACAACCACAGGUAUGGUCUGUUGUUGGCGACCAUAACUAGAACCGCGAAUUUGGCUAUUUGAGGUAAUUGACAUGUGCACACCCUGGUCAUUUAGAAACACGCCCAAGUUCUAAAAUCCUAGCUAAGACCCUGGUGUCAACCAUGAAAUUCCAAAGUUCAUUUUUUAUAUUUUUGUAUCUGCGAAGCAGAUUUAUUGCCAUCGUGCGCGUACCGGAAGUUUGUAAGCGUGCUCAUAGCCAAUCAACGACAGCGUAUAGAUGAAAUGACGUAAUGAUACAAAUUUCAAAAUGGCGGUUUACUAAAGGGUGAAACAAAAGGCAAUUUGUGAAUUUACGAUUUACAUUGUACAUCAAACGCGGUUUAAAACAAAGUCAUUUUACUAGUCUGAAUAUGGCAAAUGUCGAUAGUGCAUUUCAUCAUUUAAUACGCAGUGGAAACGAAAUGAUUCGCAAUUUUUGACUAGAAAAUUAUUGACUAAUGGCAUUGAGAAUACUAUUAUGAAACUAUGAAAGUAAUGAUUCUUCCACAUGUUGCCGUUGUAGGUGUAUAUCGAGUUGUAAGUGUUGAUGUUUAUGUACUUCUCAAUUUAACAUUUUCGUUGGUGACUUUAGUUAAUAUAAAUUAGUUGAAUGAAACCAAUAGAAGGCUAUAUAAUUUCGUAAGGUUACAUAAUUUCUUUAUCAAUUAUCAUAACUAUAGACAAUUGGUGUCUGCUUUCAUUACAGACUUUGAUAGAUCAUUUUUAUACAAAUUUAGCAGAGUCAGAAGCUAAGUCACACAUAUUGGAAACAUUUCUCUUAAAGCACUUUAUAGCAGUAUGUGCAUUGAACAAUUGCUUUCAUUAAAGAAAAGCCAAAGUAAUAGUGGCUGCAUAAAGAGCAGAGAUUCCGUUUUAGAUUGGAAUAUAAAUACUUAUAGUAACAGUUGCAACCAGUCAUAAUUAUCAACUUGCAGCAUAUAACUAUAUAUCCUGGAGGGGGUGCUCCCUUCUUCAUCCACCCUGAUUUCUGCAACUGAAUGUCAUUGCCAAGAACACCAGGCAAGCAAUUUAUAUCCCCUAUCCUAUACUAUAUUGUCUUAUAAUCAACAACAACCAUAUGUCAUAAUGGGAUCUUAUUUAUAGCACAAAAUGUACAAAACUAACAUAAUAUUCUGUUUAGUGGAUUUUCUUCCACGACAAAAUAUUGCAUGGAUCUGGUAUGCUGAAUUAUAUCAUUCUAUUCAAGAACUAUAUGCAUCGAUUAUACUUCUAAUUUCCAUACUUGUCACCAUUUGUUGCUGAUGAAUGACUUUCAAUAUAUGACCUAUUUGAUAUAUUUAUAUAUAUAUCAAAUAGGUCAUAUAUUUUAUCUAUAUAUUUGUGUGCCAUACAUGAACCCUGACUGACAUUUUCUGAAAUGAAAUAGAUCAAUUAUAAACAGCAGAAAUGUUGAUGUUAUGUAUCAAUUAUGGUAUAAAAAGGCUUUCAAAACUCUGCAAAUGUAUAUUGGCACCACCUGUUAUCCUGACAACUUCUAUGCAUCUACAACGUUCUUGCAUGCCUGCUAAAGUUUAUUAUGAACUAUCAAGAAGAUUUGGAACCCGAAAUGUUUUAACAAGAACACAGGGAUGGAUUUACUGGGGGGGAUGCGGGGGGUGUGCACCCUCCCCCCCCAAGCCUUGGCCAGAGGGGGUGCAGGAGGGGUGUCCUAUUUUUCAUGAUAAGCAAAAAUUAUUAGAGACAAAAUGAGAUACAGAAAUUUGAGUAAUAAUAUGAUGAUAGGCAAACUGUGAACAACUCAAAUACUGUAGCCAAGCAAGACUUUGCAAUAGUGAAGCAAGUUGAUGGGCGGGCGGCACACAUGACCGACACAACUCGGCACCAGAGCGGACCGAGCAGCCCCCCCCCCGUAUCAGAUCAUGCUGGAUCCAUCCCUGCAAGAAAAUUAUAAAACUAAGAUGAUUCAACAAGAACAUCAUAAAAUUGAAUAUCAUCUUUGUGAAGUUAUGGCCGGAAUUAGUUUCUGCAAGUUGAAUAUAUAUCAGCCAUUUUAUUUUUCUUUCAUCUGACAUACUAUAAAUCUAACUUUAUUUAACUGGUCAACUGUUAAACAUCAGUCCCUUAAAUUUUUUUACAAGCUACUGAGUGUUGAUUGAAGCCCUUGGCAACAGUGCAAUCACCAUGAGCAGAUACAUGUACGCUUAGCGUACCUAUUUUUAAACUUUUUACUAAACGUUUACGGCGUUCCAUUUAUCCAGUUUUGGUUUCAAAUUAAGUUCACUCUAAUAACUGGUGAAUUAUUCAUACUUUUACACUUAUAUACUAUAUAACAAAACACUUAUUUACUGAGACCUCGGGAAAGCAGUGUGUUUUGUGGCCCCUCGACCGCCGCAGACCUGCCAACCUCCAACAGCAACAAAUCUAGAGAUCUGAUAGAAAAUUUCUUGAGAUUGAUCUCUUAUUUCUGGAGAUAAAAUACUGAAAAUCUGGGGUAUUUCUGGAUGAGACAGUUACUGUAAUCAUUGCCUGUAGAUGACUGAUCUAUGUUCUGUGACAUAGCAAUUUUUAAUUACUGUCCUCCAAAAUAAAACUUUAACUCAACAGUUCACUUACAAAUUCAACCUGGUCUUAGUCUACACGAGUGUAUCUUACUAAUUCGGGAUACUAUUCCAAUUUUUAUCCCACACAUCCCUGUUGAGGAACCUUGGAAUUCCAGAGGAAGGAGGAUGAUUUUCAACCACUGACCUGCAUUUUCAACCAUGGAAAUGGGGGGUGGGGGGUGUAAAAAUCAAGUUCCUUAAUGUGAGAUGAUGUGAAUAUAAAACAGGAAUAGCCCAUUGGCCAAUUUGAGAAGUUUCGAUCUGCUUCCGCCAUUUUCUUGCAGUAAAUUUCCCGCUCUGCACCGGCGAUACACUAGGUUAUUCAAAAUGGCGGAGCACUUGGUAAUGAGUAAAUAAACACUAAUAGUGUUGGGGAUUUUUUACAAAUUAGAAUUACCGUCAAUAGCCAGUUUUAUUUCAUAUCAAUCACUCCAAUUUUAAAGUCUAGUGGUGGUUAAAAUUUCAAAAUUGUGAAUCCGUGAGAUUUGCCAAAUAUUUCCGUGAGUCCGUGAGAUAAUGCCUGAAUUCGUGAGUCACACGGGAAAUCCGUGAGAGUUGGUACAGUAGGUCUGCCACAACGGUGGUCUCGGGUCCACAAAACACACUGUUUCCCUUGGUCUCAGUAAAUUAUGUUGGAUUCUUUGUCUUAAGAGACGCACAACCAAUGAUAGUUCGUCUAGACGCAUAAUGCGUCUGUGCAUAUAAAUAAUAAUAAUAAUAAUAAUAAUGUCUUAAAUCAAACAAAGCGAGACCGUGAUGCAAAAAGCCAACAAUUAUCGUUAAAAAUUCAACAUGGCAGCUAAGGAAAAUAACGUUUCGGCUGCUUCCCCAGCCAGUGCCGUCGCAAGGAACUCGCUUCAGGGAGGCUGUUUGGUUAAAUCUACCUGAAAGUACCAAAUUUUCGAAUUUUACCUGAAAAUUUUUUUUCCCGGAAAAUUAUUUUCGGCGAACUGCCCCACAACCCUCCCACCGUCGCCAAAAAAAAUUCGGUCUGUGUACCAUUUUAGGGGUAAAAAAAUUUUUCCAGACAUCCAAAUUUUUCACAUUAAAAAUUUUUCCGAUAUCACAAAUUUUCUCCGUUUAUCAAACAAAUUUUUCUAAAAUUCUGAAAAAAUUCUUGGAUUUUCUAACAUUUUUGUAAAUAUACCUUAUUUUUUUUCAAAUUGACAGUUAUUUUUGUAAAUUAACUUUCUCUGGUCCUAGGAAUUACCUGAAUUUGCAUUGAUUUACCAGAAUUUCUUCUGGAAAAUCUACCUGAAUUUACCUGAAAUUGCUCAUAUGAGCAAUCAUCAGGGGGUGUUACCCCCCCCCCCCCGGUCGCUACGGCCCUGUCCCCAGCUGUUUCAACAUCAAAAAAGCAGCAAACGUUUUGUCAAUGGACAGAAACAAAACUCAAAUACCUUGUGCUUGUGGACGAAGAGACCGAGUUUGCAUACAGACUUGAUAUGAUUGCCCUCAAGAAAACGGCUAAUAAAACUGUAUUCGAAGGGGUUUCAACUGAAUUAGAAGAAAUCAUGUUGGAAGAAGAUUUCAAAGAAGAAAAUCGGCGCGAACAUAGCCCGCGUGCAGGCCCAAGGGAAGUGAUAGCCCGCGUGCAGGCCCAAUGUAUCACUUCCCUUGGGCCUGCACGCGGGCUAGCGCAAACAUUGUUGUUGAAUUUUGCCGCCAAAAUGAGAUCUAGUACCUAUGCCUUUUUUACAUUUCAGUCGCGCAAUUAUUAACCUAUUCGUCUGAUAGUUCGUCGGAUUAUUCAUCCCGUCUUUAUACUAGACGAAUAAUAUAGAAGACGUAUUAUGCGUCCAGACGCAUAAUGCGUCUCUAGGAUAUAAACGGCUAAUGACUGUGCUAUCAAGUGUUAAAUUAACAUAGGUGAUAUAAUCUUUGUGCUUCAAGGUCAUUAAGGUACUUGUGGCUGUUGGGUUUAAAACUCUAUAGAAAUGCACAACUUUGUGACUUGUGUAUUUUGUGAAAGUAUUCUGCAACAUGUUCCCCAUAUCCUUGCACAUAUGUUAACACGGUCCUCUUCAGUUAAAAUAACUUAUAAAUUUUAUCUAGUGGAGACCAAUUCAAGUGUCCCUUGGAUAAUCGUGAACUGUCUCCUCAACAAAUUCACGAAGAUGUUGCUUGCAACAGUGAAAUCUUGAAGCUACAAUGUUUUUGCACAAAUAAAAAUCUUGGUUGUGAAUGGACUGGCCAGUUAAGUGUUCUUGAGGUAUGUUAUACAGUUAUAAGAAAGGUAAUCUAUAUAGUCUUUGUAUGUUAUCAUGUGUUAUUUAGGUAUUAAGUCUAUAGAUUUACUUUCUUCAUACUAAGAUCAUCAAGCUUUUAGCUGUCAAAUGACAAUUUUUUAAGUGAACUUUCCGCUUUCGGAAAUGAAACGCUCCUACGAUUUUUGGACAUUUACCCAUGUUGCCUGUUCGGGAAAUGUUGGCCAUUCGAAAAGAUGCAAGUUCAAAUUCCGCGCUAUGCAGUCAACUACAUGCAGUUGACUUUGACAAUGUAAGAAGUCAUCUUGAAAUUUUCUCGUCAUGUUUCCUUGAGGAUGGUUCUGUAAUAUUUUGUUCUUUGCUAAAUGUUUUUGUGAACAACGAAACCUAAUUUUAUAUCAAUUUUAUAUCAACGAAAACUGCACGCAUUUAAUAGUGUCUAAGUUAAGGUGGCUUCCUACAGUUGUAAAUAAUAAGGUCUUCACAACGACGCAAAAUAUUUGCUAUUUAUGUGAAAUGGGGAUUUUUUUGAAGUGGAAACACUUGCGUAAUCUUCAUACUUCAAGCUUUACAUACGGACUGUACCGCAUCUUUAAUCGUUCGAAAGAACCAAAUUAUGUGUUGCUAUGGUAACAAUAUGGCCUAAGCGACAGCAGAUAAAGAUCUGAACUGAUCUGGACUGAAAAUGAAUUUAUUAAAAUUUCCUUCAGUCAAAGUUUCUGAAAUUUUGUAGGUGUAAAGGGAAUAUCAAAAAAUUAGAGGAGAUUAUAAAUUCAGUUUUUGAGAUAUGCAAAAUUUGUUCCACAAAAAAACUGUAAAUUAUAGAAUUUUUUAAAAAUUGAAUAUAUUGCAAUAAAUGACCCAUACUUUUAAAAUACAAAAUUUCAGAAAUAUUUACCGAAGGAAAAAAGUUAUUGCAUUACAAACCUUGCGCGGUCAAAUGAAAUUUUUGCCGACAUGAUAAAAUUUCAACUCGACAAGAUCACGUCAUUUCAUUACCAGUCCCAUGCUUAAACAACUGUAGGCAUAUAUGCUGUGUACUUCAUCUACAUCUAUAUUUAUUAAGUCGGUAAAAUCCUUUCGAAUAUCACACCAACUAUUUAUAACUAUACCUAUUCUAAAAAUCUAUAUUUACAACAAUAUUUACUAUUAUUAAAUACAAUAUUUACUAUAUUAUAUUUACUAUUAUCAAAUACAAUACAAUAUUGACCAAGAUAGCUGCGUUUAAACUUGAGUAAACAUUUUUGGAAGUGUAGGGAAUUAACUAAAAACAUCCUAUUAAACUAACGUGAUAAUGCACCAGUCAAAUCAAAGCGUGCUCAAUCCCACUGCGGCGGCGCAUUUUCCUGUAAAGCACGUCCCGAGGGCCAAGCAUUUGAACUCAAACUUUGCCCAGGGGCGAGGCAUUUGAAAUUAAAGAUUUGGAGGUUUUACAAGCUGUAGUUUAAAAGUUGUAGUUUAAAAACGCAUAAAUUCGAACCACGCCGCAAACUUUAAAAAUAAAUGCACUAGAGUACUAGAUCAUGACGACAGCAAAACACGCCGGAGUAUGACGCACAAUACUUGAUAAUAAGAGGACAUUCGCUCGAAACGUCGAAGAAACUAUUCUCUUUAUUUUCAGAUAGUUGGAUAACCUACUCUUCUUCUUAGCCAAACAGUCCAGCUGUCUCCAUGGUCGGGGGGUUUGCUACUGAUUUUUUACCCCGCCGUGGGGCAUUUUCACAUGUUUUUUAUCCCUGCCCCCAGGAAUUUGUCGCAUAUUUUCGAAAAUUGUCAAAAGCCUGGGGGUUUGCCCGGGGGUGGGGUGGGGUUGGGGGUGGGGUAUGGGCACGCUUGGAUUUGACUGAUGCAUAACCGUUACCAUUUUAUUGUAAGUAUUCGUUUCAAUGAAGUGAAGUUGAAGUUACAAAUAUUAAUGUUUAUUGGAUGGAUAUGCUUUUUCAUUUUUAUUUUACGAUGUUUGGGAAAUUCAUGAAUAUUAAUUUAAAAGGCUGUUUUGAUUAAAAGUUUUACUCAGUCUAAAUAUUCAAUGUCCCUGGGAAAUCAAGUUCUAAUGUUCCAAGAAAGAAAAGUCACGUGUUUCUUUGUAAAUAUGCCCUCGUUUAUAACGAAGGACGAAAGAGUUUGGAUUUGUUUAGAAUAUGCAAGCUAGGGUAAAUACUGCUUGUGAGGUUAUACGGCGUUGGGCAGAUCGCUGGGGUAACCUUCGUGCCCCAAGUGAACAGUUACGAAAACUUUUCGACUUUCAAACGUUUUUGCGAGAGGGGACUUGCCACAAGCGUGCAUGUAUAGUGCGUAUAAACGUAGGUUACUGUUGUAUAUAUAGGUUAAAAGCCAAGGGAGAGGUUUUUAUUAAACUGUGAAGACCGAGGGCCCGAGGUCUUUACAGUUUAAUAAAAACCGAUACCCGCGGCUUUUAACUUGUUUAUAUACUCAUCAGACCAUAUUCUUUUGAAUUUUGGAGGUUUUCUUCAUUAAAAAUUCAAGCUAUAUUAAUUCAGUGAGAGGUCGCUGCAGUUGUGGGACGAAAUAACUAGGUGUAACAUGCGCAUUAACACGCUUUAAAAUGUGGUUAAGCAUGCGCAGUAUAUCAUUUCACGUCCCACAAGCAAAAGAGCAGAUAUUACUGUAUAAAUUCCCUGCACAAGCAUGUUUGAUGGUUGAUCCAGCUAGUCCUCGUGCGCCGAAUGAUAGAUACUCUUACCUAAUGGUAGAGUUUUGACGGGCUCUGAGGUACACGGCUGUUGUCUGUUUCUCGACUUAGAGACGUGCAACGUUUACUAGUCGAAAAGGAGAUGUGGGUCUUGAGUUUUCCUGCAAAUUCAAGUCCCGAAUUCAAGACUCAUGCCAGGUCUUGAAUUGAAAAUGUAAAACCAGGUAACUGGUUAUUAUUUUUUCGUAAUAACCCGGGUAGCAGGUUAUUACGGAAAAAUAAUAACCUGGUAGCAGGUUAUUACGGAAAAAUAAUAACCUGGUAGCAGACUAGCAGGUUAUUAUUUUUCCGUAAUAACCUGCUACCCGGUUAUUAUUUUUCCGUAAUAACCUGCUACCCGGUUAUUAUUUUUCCGUAAUAACCUGCUACCCGGUUAUUAUUUUUCCGUAAUAACCUUCAACCCCGUAUUUCCCCCGGAGAAAUCAAAUACCACCGCCUGCUUUUAGACUGAAGGUUAUUACGGGGGAGUUAAAAACCGACGAAAUACAAAAGAAUAUGGUCUGAUGAGUUUGUAAUGAUAUUUAAUAGUUCAAGGGUCUUGUAAAUGGAAAUUAUCAAGUGGAAAUUUUUAUACGUUUUAUAUUAGCCUUUUCCGCAAACAUCGCCUUUAGAUUAUCGGACUUUGUAAAGUAUACGUGAACCACGAGAUGCCUGCGGAUGAGGCAUCAUCAGACAUUAAUUGCUGUAAAAGGGUAUUGCGUAAUUGACUCAAGUAUAUAUGGUUAUUACUUUUUUAAUUUUAUAGACUAAAGAAUUUUAUUUUAGGGAGGUUCUGAUUUGACUUCCACUACCAUAAGCGACCAUUAACCAAUCAGAUGCGUUUGAUAUAUCCGAUUAACCAAUCAGAUGCGUAUACUAAGCCAGGUAGAGGUAGAGGUAGCGAUAGUGGAAGUCAAAUCUGAACCUCUCUAUAUAUUACCUGCAAGUAUUGAUCUUAAUAAUGUCCAUCAUUUGACUUUUUUUAAGGGGAGGUGCAUAAAAUCUCAGUAGAGGUGUACACCUCCCCUGAAAAUCUGGCCUCUCUGAAAAGUUUAUCUUUGGGACACUUCCAAACAGAAUGGGUCAACUUUUUGUCCACUUUAUUUAGGAUCACUAUCAAGAUUGCCUGGGGAUAUGUCCCAAUGAGGGAUGUAAUGUCAAAAUGCCCAAACGAAACCUUGGUGGGCACAUGAUAGAGGAAUGCCAGUUUAAGAAAGAACCAACAUCGACUAUGGAGGUAUUUUUCUAAUUAUGGCUAAUUGUGGACCUAAACAUGUUUAUGUCUGUUGUUAGUCAGUUAACUCCAAGAUUAAAUGCUCGAUUACCUUUGUUCCACUCCAUAAUUUUAUUGUCAGAAAACGUUCGCAAAGAUAACACAUUCUCUCCACAAGUGUCUUGAACUGACAUCACAUUUUUACCUCCGUCAGGAUGUUAUGUUUUCACUUGUGUGUGUUUGUCUGCUAGCAGGGUUACUAAGAAUAUCAAACAUAUUAAUUAUUAAUACUAAAAUUUUGGCGGCUAAUAGCAAUAGGCCAAGGACAAAUCAAUUGAAUUUUGGAUGGAAAAUUAACAAGUUUAUUUUGCUUACCUGCAUAACAGUUUAUAUUGAGAUCAUGCAUAUAUUGAUAGACCUUGAUAUAGCAGUUACAUUGGAAAGAUUUUCAAUUGGGCCCCUAGCCAUAACUGGCGUCGGGCUUUGAGUUAGGAUUGGGAUUAGGGUUUGCUUAGGUUUAGGGAGAGUUUGAGAGUGAGAAAUCCCUUUAUUUUAUCUACAGGUGAGUGGUCCUCAGGUGGCCCGCAUUGAUGAGGAAGUUACGAUGUCCGAGACAACAUACGAUGAUGGAAUCUUCUUUUGGAAGAUUAAGAAUUUCGGAAGACAGUUGGAAGAUGCUGUUGCUGGAAGAAAUUUGUUUAUCAACAGUCCAUAUUUCUAUGUUGGUCGAAAUGGCUACAAGGUUACAUUAAUAAUUCAUUCAUAUUAAUAGUCGAAAAUGUCUAAUACGGACAUCAUAUAGGGACACAUCGAAAUGUCCGUAUUAUAUAGGUAGGUAUGGCUGUACAUCAAAAAGGUGUUGUCCUACGACCUUUGGAAUACUAGCCCAAUGCUCAGUCAACUGAGCUACGCGGUCAGGUCGGUUCGAGUAUGUGAUAUUUCGGAGUUGAGUCUGAGGAGCUGAGUAGUAUUCCAAAGGUCGUAGGUUCGAUUCCCACCGUGGCCAGGCAUAUUUUUCAAGCUUGCCCUGUGUGGAUAUACACUCAGAGUAACAUCGCAAAACAUCAUAUUCACCUGAGUACACAACACCAACACAGACAAAAAAUCAUGAUUACUAGAUUGCAUUGAUAUCGAAGGAACUAGACUCAGUUCCGAAUAUCACAUACACGAACCGACCUGACCGCGUAGCUUAGUUGGCAGAGCAUUGGGCUAGUACUGCAAAGGUCGUAGGUUCGAUUCCCACCGUGGCCAGGCAUAUUUUUCAAGCUUGCCCGGUGUGGAUAUACACUCAGAGUAACAUCGCAAAACAUCAAAAAGGUGUCCGUAUAAGAAAGAUGUACAGCUUAGAGAGACAUCCAUGUUAGAGCGGUGUUCAUACUAGAGAGGUGUCUGUAUUAGAGAUGUGCUCGUAUUAGAUACCCUACCAUCCAUACACCCCAAAAUAUUAUAGAAGCAAGACGUUCGAUUGUAAUGACUUCAAACGAUGGACGAGACGAGUUUUCAAGAUAGUUUGCAAGUGCCUGGUUGAUUCUUUUAAGUUUUAACGAUCUUAAAAACAAAUGCAAGCCACUGUCACAGCAGAUACUGUCCCCCCUCCCCCGACCGUAUGUCGCACCGGAGACUAUCGCUCAUCGGAUUGGCUUUCCCCUGACAGUAUCCCCCCGGACACUAUCCGUGCGGGUCGCGUAUUCUACCUCCCUUGAAAACUGCGUGAUUGAGAGGUUUUACGAAAGUGGUCCACACGCUUUUUAAAUUCUUUGCAACUGUGUUUUUUUUUUAACUUGGAAACUUGGAAUGCAUGCAAUUGAAAUUGCGUUUUCACUAUCGUAUUAAUUCUAUUGUUAUUGAAAACAAAGAAAUAUCUUGGAAGUGUUUAAUUAGGCGACAAAGGAAUCUAAACGCUGAUAUUUUAGUAAAAAAUAAAGAUAUAAUAAUCGUGGCCUUUACUGUUGUUUGUUUUAGUACUGAAAUACGGCGUGCGCGUUAUUCUUCAAAAUUAAGAAUGUUUAUUCAACAAAAUUUGACAAAAAGAUUUAAAACAAUCCUUAUAAAUUUGAGUAUUUUUCGUUGAACUGUAUAUUAUAGCGGACAGAUUGUAUAACAGUAUAAUUCGUUGUUUAGGUAUGUGUCCGUGUGUAUUUGAAUGGAGAUGGCAUGGGUGAGGGCACCCACUUGUCUUUAUUCUUUGUUGUGAUGCGUGGUGAUUAUGACGCCUUGCUACCCUGGCCAUUUCAGCAGAAAGUUUCAUUCAAGUUGAUCGAUCAAUCUGGAAAUCAGCAGCAUAUCGUUGAAAGCUUUCAACCAGAUCCACAGAGCCCAAGUUUCCAAAGGCCCACAAGCAAGAUGAAUGUUGCGAGUGGAUGUCCAUUGUUUGUGCCCAAACCUAUCCUACAUGGUGCGCGUGGUGGGUAUAUUAAAGAUGAAACGGUAUUCAUCAAAAUUACCGUUGAUACCAAUGGAUUGCCAAUUUAUUAGCUUGCAAAAGGCUAACUUUCUGUUAUAUAACAAUAAGAUUUGCAUGCGUCUAGUUUUGUUUUUUAUUGUUUGUUUAAUUGUCUGCUAUCAAUUUGCAUGUUUAAUUAUUCUAAUUAUGUUAAUUAAGGGUCUUAGAGUGCUUCGGUCUUAGAGUGCUUAUGUUAAUUAAGGGUCUUAAGGCCCAUUUACACGGUACGAUUAGUUGUAUACGAUUCUUACUCUGGCGUAUGUGAUCGAAUAAACACGCGUACAAACGUCACAUUUCAAAUUUCGCCAUUAGCGAAUGAGCAAUAACGUGGCAUUAGCACUCGUUUUCAUUCGUCAGAAUGACAAUCGUAUACAACUAAUCGUAUCGUGUAAAUGGGCCUUUAGAGUGCUAGAAUUGCAACUGUCAUGUAUGACGAAUUAAUUUGCUUGCGCAAUUAUUUGUAAACGCUAUUCAUAUUAAUUUAAUCUUUUUCUGUAAUAACUUGAACAUGAGGU